AUGACCAUUCGUAUUUUAAACGAUACUACUAUUCGUAAAUUACGUGCUUCUCUCAUAACUUGUUUAUCUCAAUGUGUUGCUGAAUUAGUCCAAAACAGCCUUGACGCUUCUGCUACCAGCAUAGAGAUUCAUGUUGAUGUAACCAAAUAUUUUAUCCAGAUUAUUGAUAAUGGAACAGGAAUCCCUCCAGACGAUAUGAAUAACAUUGGAAAGCGUUAUGCAACAUCUAAAUGUCACACAUUGGAUGAUUUGAAAAAUGUUACUACUUAUGGUUUUCGUGGAGAAGCUUUGGCAAAUAUUGCUGAACUUUCAAUUUUGGAAAUAAUAAGUAAACAUUCUAAUUUUUUUGACACAUAUUGCACCAUAAUUAAAGGUGGCAAUCGUCUUCAAUAUGGUCCAACUCGUAACAGCAAACGUAAAAUUCCUGGAACGGUCGUCAUAAUCAGAGAUCUAUUUUACUCUUAUCCAGUACGUAGAAAAUAUAAAUCUGCUAAUGCAAUGAUCAACGAUUUAGAAAGUGUCAAAAGAACUAUAAACGUCAUGGCAUUAAUACAUCCAAAUGUCACAUUCACACUAGUCGACUCAUCAAAAGAUGCUAAAAUAGUAACAUCAAGUAUUUCCAUAUUUAGACAACUUUUUGGCGCAACAUUAGCUCAAAACCUUGAACCUGUUUAUAUUAAAGACCAUGAUUUCAAAGUUGAAGGAUUUAUUUCAUUAAAAGGUUUUCACACAAAGGUAUUUUUAGAUUUAUGUUGGAAUAAUUAUAUUAAUAACGACUACAUAUCAAUGGUACUAAAUACUCAACUUUUAAUUUAA
Messenger RNA from Entrophospora sp. SA101, 816 nucleotides. The record is from the annotation of a GenBank genome assembly. Lineage: Eukaryota; Fungi; Glomeromycota; Glomeromycetes; Entrophosporales; Entrophosporaceae.